AUGUCAACAAAUUCAACAAAUCCAUCUGCCCCAUACAACGAUGGUGAUGUUGCGUAUGUAUUAGUUAGUACUGCGUUAGUAUGGCUUAUGAUACCGGGUGUCGGUUACUUUUAUAGUGGAAUGGCACGUAGCAAAAAUGCAUUGUCACUUAUCAUGUUAAGUGUUUUGUCAAUUGCUGUUGUUUCAUUUCAGUGGUGGCUUUGGGGUUAUAGUUUAACAUUCAGCAAAGGCGGUGGUAAAUACAUUGGCAAUUUGGAUAACGCUUUCCUCAGAGGCGUCAGAGAUGAUCCAUCAGUCGGUAGUUCUGGAAUUCCAGAUCUUGUGUUUGCUAUCUAUCAAUGUAUGUUCGCCGCUAUCACCCCAGCUCUGGCAAUCGGUUCAGCAGCAGAACGUGGCAGACUUCUACCGGCAAUUUUAUUUAUCUUUAUUUGGUCAACUGUCGUCUAUGAUCCAAUCGCAUGUUGGACUUGGUCCACAAAUGGAUGGUCUCAUGUGAUGGGUGGUCUUGACUUUGCCGGUGGUACGCCCGUCCAUAUUUCAUCUGGUGCUGCUGCACUGGCCUAUUGUCUUGUUGUCGGAAAACGUCAUGGACAUGGAACAGACGAAUUCAAACCACACAACAUCGCUAAUGUUGUAUUAGGAGCUUGUUUACUUUGGUUUGGAUGGUUCGGUUUCAAUGGUGGUUCUGCAUUAGCUGGAAAUCUUCGUGCUGCUAUGGCCUGUGUCGUUACAAAUUUGGCAGCUGCGGUUGGUGGUCUAACUUGGAUGUUGCUAGAUUAUCGACUUGAGCGUAAAUUAUCUGCACUCGGUUUCUGCUCAGGCGCAGUUGCUGGCUUGGUCGCAAUCACUCCUGGCUCCGGUUUCGUCGGUUCUCCAGCUGCGGUUGCAUUCGGUGUUAUCGGUGGUAUUGCGUGUAAUAUUGCCGUAAAACUCAAGCAUUGGUUAGAUUACGAUGACGCUCUUGAUGUGUUCGCGGUUCACGGUGUUGGUGGUAUUGUUGGAAAUAUAUUAACGGGCAUCUUUGCACAAAAUUCAAUCCUUGUUCUUGAUGGUACUCCCGCUGCUCCCGAUGGCUUAGGUUGGUUGGACGGUCAUUGGAUCCAAAUAGGAUACCAACUUGCCGAUUCAGUAGCCGGAGCAAGUUAUUCUUUCGUAGUCACCCUCGUAAUAUUAUAUAUUAUGGAUAAAAUCCCAUACUGCUCUCUUCGCGCUGAUCAAGAAGCCGAAGAAAAAGGAUUGGAUGAAGCUGAAUUGGGUGAAUUGGCUUAUUAUCACGUGGACAGAUUAAUCACUGUUAAUACAAGAACUGGAGAAACCAAAACUAUCAAAGAGGAAACCAUUCAUCAACAAAAUGAUACAAAUGUAACAAUCGUGUAG
Ambispora leptoticha is the source of this 1377-nucleotide messenger RNA. The record is from the annotation of a GenBank genome assembly. Lineage: Eukaryota; Fungi; Glomeromycota; Glomeromycetes; Archaeosporales; Ambisporaceae.